Messenger RNA from Cokeromyces recurvatus, 316 nucleotides. RefSeq lists its product as uncharacterized. NCBI's taxonomy places the organism in Eukaryota, Fungi, Mucoromycota, Mucoromycetes, Mucorales, Mucoraceae. The transcript has a single exon. Bases 11 to 310 code for a protein of 99 amino acids. The record is from RefSeq and is a predicted model, not a curated record.
GCAGAAUCCAAUGUGUAUCAAUAUCUACCCUCCUAUUGAUUUAUCUUUAGUACAAGAUAUAAAUGAUCCAGAAAGGGUAUCCUCUUAUGUUCUAGCAACUUUAGACAAUAGUUGGGAGAUACAAGACAAUGAAUUUUUGCUUACUUUAUCUGAUCAUUGGAAAGAAAGAAGACGAGUCUAUCGUGCCUUAUUAAUUCAGAAAUGCCUAAAAUUGGUUGAAUUAGAUCAUAUCAGAGUAGAUCCUGGUGAUCGUUCUGAGGCAGAUCUCAUCAUUAGGGAUUUUAGAAAUUAUCAUACACCCCAAUCUUGAUAUACG